UCCUGUAGGAGUCGGCACUCUCUCUGCCGUGAUCGAAGUGGUAUCCAGUGUCAAACGUUGCAGACUGAACCUCGAGCAGUUAUCUCACCGCAGUUACUAGCGUUUGCCGUGCAAGGGAACACAUUUGCAGGCAUGCCACUUGGGAAAGAGCGAAUCCUCCCCAAUGAUCUGUGUGAAACUGUGCCAGUGGUGAUCAUCGGGAAUGGCCCCUCUGGGAUCUGCCUGUCUUACUUGCUGUCAGGAUACACCCCUUACUUAGCCCCGGGAGCGACUCACCCAAACCCUCUCUUGCUGAGAAAGCUGGAGGAGAGGCCGGACGUGUCCCUGCUGGAACAGGAUCUCGAAUACCUUUCUGAAGGUUUGGAAGGCAGGUCCUCGAACCCGGUCGCGGUCCUCUUCGACACGCUGCUGCUGCCGGACGGGGAUUUCGGGCGGGACUACGCCUCCUCGCUGCAGUGGCGACGGGAGCGCGAGCGGAGCGUCCCGCACCUGGUGCUGGGGAAGGGGCCGCCUGGUGGAGCGUGGCAUGCCAUGGAGGGAUCAAUGCUGACCGUCAGCUUGGCAAACUGGAUGGAGCUGCCAGGCCUGAAGCUCAAAGACUGGGUCAGAGACAAACGCAGAAACCUGCGGAUCGACCGGGCCACCCCCGCUGAGAUCGCCUCGUACUACCAGCACUUUGUGUCUGAGACGGGCCUGCAGAGCAACUUUGUGAGCCACACCGUGGUGACGUCAGUGCGAAGGGCGCUCCGCAGCGAGGGCGGGUGCGGCUCUGUGGACCAGGAGCACGGAGAGCGUCCCGGGACGGCCUGGGAGGUGCGCGGCUACCAGAGAAGCAGCGGGGGCCUGGAGCUGCCCUUCGCGGUGAGUGCGGAGAACGUGGUGCUGGCCACUGGCACACACGACGAGCCCGCCAGGCUGGGGGUGGAGGGGGAGGACCUGCCCUUCAUCUGCCACAGCUUCUGGGAGUUUGAAGCUGCCAUCGCCAGGGGCCAGGUGGACCAGCACUCUGACCCGGUUCUGAUCGUGGGGGCCGGGCUGACCGCUGCGGACGGUGUGCUGACCGCUCACCACCUCAACACCCCCGUCUACCACGCCUUCCGCCGCGCCGUCACCGACCCCGCCCUCAUCUUCAACCAGCUGCCCAAGGUGCUGUACCCCGAGUACCACAAGGUGCACCAGAUGAUGCAGCAGCAGCAGCAGGAGGUGGGCGGCGGCUUCAUGGGGUCCUACCCGGGCUACGUCAGCUACCCCAAGCACCGCGUCGUGGCGUUCAAACCUGACCACAAGUGUGUGCUGGAGGGGGCCGGGGGCCGGCUGGUGCUGAAGAUAUCCAUAGCGCUCGUGCUCAUAGGAGCUCACCCUAACCUCUCUUUCCUCCAGGACAGCGGCAGGUACCUGGGCAUCGACCCCCAGCAGCCCAUCUCCUGCCGGGGAAACCCAGUGGAUGUCCACCCCUUCACCUACGAGUCUCUGCAGGAGCCUGGCCUCUUCGCCAUGGGCCCCCUAGUCGGGGAUAAUUUUGUGCGCUUCCUCAAAGGAGGGGCCCUGAGCAUCGCCAGCGCACUCUCAAAGCGCCGCAGCAAGGAGGGGGUUCUGUCCGAGAACAGCUCGGGAGAGGCGGGCUCUUGCAGCUCUUUGGACACAUAGGAAGGACGGAAUGGACUUUGGAAGAGUCUGGGAUCGCUGGCAUGCAGCAGUCCGAGGGGAGCAGUGCAGUGUGCUGCUGGACUCCUCGAAGGGCGCUGGGAAUGGCUUCAGGGUUUAGAGUCGCUGCUGUUUCGUUGAUCUCGCAAUGCAGAGCAUGAGGAGGACUGCUGGAGUCAAGUGGUAGUCGCUUUCGUCCAGCACCUCAUCAGUGAUGGCCAUUUCAUAUAGAGAAGAAUCAUCGGAGACCGGGACUGUUUAGUUGAAUGUUUUUCUGUGUUUGUAAACCGUCUUUUGUCUUGAUUUGUGGUUUGGGGAUGCUGUGUCUUCUGUGUGUAACAGCCUUUAAAAACAGAAAUGUUACUCAGAAAGGAAUAGCAAGAAAACCAGCAGAGUCCUGGGCUCUCUGCAUCUCCUGUCCAUCCGGCAGAGUCCUGGGCUUCCUGCAUCUCCUGUCCACCUCCUUUGGUGCCAGCACAGCUGAGCUUGUUGGCCGUCAAGCCUGGUAUGGAUUAGACUUAUCUAGAAUUAUGGAUAGAGAAGUCCUUGAAGUGUGGGAUCAGCAGAGUAAUUGCUAUGUGAGAAUGUGUUCAUGGUAAACCCACACCAGGGUUAUGAGUGUGUCAGUUUGAAGCCGAUGUCUCUCGUCGAUGCCUUCUUUCUGUGUUACUCUUUAAGGUAGUUUUGCUCGGGCUGUAGUCCAUGUCGGAGAACAUGUUCAUACUGAAGUAAAGAACACUGCCAGCUCAACCGGUUUCUGCUCCCGCUGAUGUGUUUUUGUAAUCUUUUACACAACGCUGUUGUUAGUUUUUCUCAAAACUUGCAAACAGUGAAGAAACAGAGCCUUAAUUUCUGGUGCAACAAGUUUGUUGUCUAAAUCUGUGCCAAUUGCAGUCUGUUUUUGGUAAUGCCUGCAAUAAAGUGGAACAAAACAUCUUGUAUUUUGGCUUGAGGAGACAAAAUCAGAGAUUUGUUCUCUGUUUGUAAUAAAGACAUAUUUUUAUAUUAAUUAAAAUAAAUAAAUAAAUGUGGAAGAAGCAUGCCGACUUUGGCUUUGUAUGGUGACGUGCCAAAUGAGCAGAUUGUAAAACUGAAGCCAAGGGUGCAUUUUCUGUAGCAGCUGUGCCCUGGGUUAUAGAGGAGCGCCUUGCCUGCCCCAGGAGAGGAGCUGAAAAACAGAAAUCCAGUCUAAUCUGCUGUGUGCCUGUACCUUCAGUGCUUUCUCAACCAUUGUUUUAUAUGCACUUCGAUUCUCAUCAAGGGUGUUGUGGUUUUUUUUUUAUAUAUAU
Messenger RNA from Polyodon spathula (Mississippi paddlefish), 2933 nucleotides. Its product is annotated as oxidative stress-induced growth inhibitor 2-like. The transcript has 6 exons. Bases 133 to 1647 code for a protein of 504 amino acids. NCBI's taxonomy places the organism in Eukaryota, Metazoa, Chordata, Actinopteri, Acipenseriformes, Polyodontidae. The record is from RefSeq and is a predicted model, not a curated record.